Molecule: messenger RNA, 1088 nt
Organism: Trichoplusia ni (cabbage looper)
Lineage: Eukaryota; Metazoa; Arthropoda; Insecta; Lepidoptera; Noctuidae
Product: Down syndrome cell adhesion molecule-like protein Dscam2
Exons: 6
Coding region: 1-858 (285 amino acids)
Biological process (GO): cell-cell adhesion
Molecular function (GO): protein binding
Source: RefSeq, a predicted model, not a curated record
AUGAUGGCUCCACCUCAAGAGUCAUGGAAUGGCGAGCUGUUGGGCUACGUGGUGACGUGGCAGGAGGCGGGCGGCGCCGCGGGGCGCAACACGUCUGCCGCGCUCACCGCGCCCGGCUGGGGCGCCGCGCAUGCGCAGCUCGCCGCCCUGCGCGCGCACACGCACUACUCCGUCGCUGUGAGGGCUUUUAAUGCUGUGGGAGCCGGACCACCCAGCACACCACUUACUGCUACAACAUUGGAAGGAGCCCCAGAAGCAUCCCCAGAGCGAGUACGUUGCGAGCCCCUGUCAGCUCAGUCAAUACGCGUGUGGUGGGAGCCACCGCCGCCCGCGCUGAGGGGAGGAGUGCUGCUCGGCUAUGAAGUGCUUUAUGAAACAGUGGAUGAACUAGAAAGUCAGGUAGAAACGCGUCGCUCAGGUGGCAUGGAGACUAUUCUGCAAGCACUGCAGCGCGCCGCCAACUACAGCAUCGCGGUCAGAGCGAGGACGGCCGCCGGGACUGGGCCCGCUUCAGAACCUGUUUAUUGUGUAACACAUGAAGACAUACCGGGAGCCCCAAUGGAUAUUAAAGCAGCUGCGAACUCUGAAGAUACAGUGAUUGUGAGCUGGCUCGCGCCGCUGCAGAAAAAUGGCAAAAUCAAACACUACACCAUCUAUAGUAGACCACAAAGAACAGGCCAACACUCACAGAUGAUGGUGCUUCACAAAGAUGAGGAAGAUGAGUACCAGGUUGAGGUCCGAGGUCUGCAAGAACAUCAAGUGUACGAGUUUUGGGUAACCGCCGCCACUGCAUCUGGAGAGGGGGAAAUGAGUGCCAUCGUGGCUAGGAAACCAAAUGCUAGGGGUAAGCUCAUAUAAACUUAGUACCUGCGUUUUGCAAUGUUAUCGAUUCAUGGCCACAAAUAAAUAGUAGAUAAUUUACUGGUUUUGAACAUCUAAAAAAGAUAUGUAUUUUCUUUAACUUAAUUGGUGAAAAGACGAAGAUCGUGAUUAUUCGAAUUAAUUAUACUCAUCUGACCCUUUUCAGCGCCAGCAAAAAUAACAUCGUUCGGGCGCAGCGUGUGGGCACGCGCGGGCGGGCGCGCGCG